Messenger RNA from Aspergillus calidoustus, 978 nucleotides. Lineage: Eukaryota; Fungi; Ascomycota; Eurotiomycetes; Eurotiales; Aspergillaceae. The record is from the annotation of a GenBank genome assembly.
GCCAAAAAUCAGCGACGAGCUCAAGUCUGUUCCCAGUUUCUAUAUGCCCUUCAUUUCGGCUUGCAUUCUAGUGCGAUUCUCUCGACAUCCUUCCCGUGGGGCACUUCUUGGUCGCACACAUACUACUUCUCAUCAUGCCGAAUCUGUGGAAGCGGAUACACAAACUGAAAGCUAAGCUUCUCGAUGUCCGACUCGGAACAGGCGCCGCAACUUUUCCCUCUGCAGCCACGGCAACUAAAGAUUUCCCAGCCAUCACACGCCUACAUUUGACAUACGCGCGGAAGAUUUAUGGCGGACACCAGGGCGCGCGGCAUUUUUGGCGGAACUGUCUUCCUCGACUCAAGUACCAUAACCCAGCGGUGCCUAUGACCGUGAAACAGACCACAGACCAGGAAGGUCCCGCUUCUUUGACGAUAUACUUCUCGGAAAACCUCAGCAAAGCCGCGUUAAGCAAUGCCACCAACAUGACUGAUCAGCAUGCCCCUGUACCCUCUGCGUCGGAAAAAACCGCCGUUCUCGACCUCAAAAACCUCCCAUACGCAGAUAUUUGGCACAAUGUGAAGGUAUUGACCGGCGCACAGGAGGUAUCACCGACAACAGAGGAGCAAGUGGAGUUGAAGAAGGUUGAGCAGAUGCGACUAAAGGCAGUGGAGGACCGAAAACGAGUCGCCGGAAUCCGUCAGGCAAAGAAGGACCAGGAGAAGAUGCUGGAGCAGGCGAGAGGAGAAGUUGCGAAGCUUCGGCAGUCAUAGGCUUCGCUUCACCUACUCUUCGCUGGUAGUAUGGACACUUGGGACUCAUGGUCAUUGUAGCAUAGCAUUUCUUUACAACCCCUGUCAUGUAAUAUUAGGGUAUCUUCUCAUUUCUUUUUUAUACAACUCACUUACGCAACCCUUCGGCUCUAGCAACUCGAAACAGGUAGAGAGUUGAGUUUCCCACAUGUACCAGUGGCACCGAUCUAGCUCUUCAAGUGCAAGU